This is a messenger RNA of Penicillium taxi, 1023 nucleotides long. Its product is annotated as zinc-binding alcohol dehydrogenase family protein. Lineage: Eukaryota; Fungi; Ascomycota; Eurotiomycetes; Eurotiales; Aspergillaceae. Gene Ontology annotation, molecular function: oxidoreductase activity, acting on NAD(P)H. The record is from RefSeq and is a predicted model, not a curated record. The transcript has 2 exons. Bases 1 to 1023 code for a protein of 340 amino acids.
AUGAAGCAGGCAUUCGUUGAUAAAAACCUCAAAGUCGAGAUUCGGAACACCGAUAUCCCCGCUCCCAGUACUAGUCAGAUCCUUAUUCGGGUCGUGGUCUCCGGAACUAAUCCCAAGGACUGGAGACUUGCUACUGACCUACCGAACAACCCGCCAUUGAACCAGGGUGAUGAUAUUGCCGGUUAUGUUGAGGCUGUUGGUGCCGGAGUAAUUGGUUUCCACAUCGGUGAUCGCGUUGCUGCGUUCCAUGAGAUGUUGGCGCUGAAUGGAAGUUAUGGCGAGUAUGCUAUUGCUUGGGAGUAUACUACUUUCCAUAUUCCGGAGAAGACUAGCUUUGAAGAGGCUGCUACUAUUCCUCUCGCUGCUAUGACAGCUGCGCUGGGUGUUUACCAGAUUCUGAACUUGCCGCUGCCUUGGCGCCCGACCCAGGAGCCCACUCCCCUGGUCGUGUAUGGCGGGGCCUCAGCCGUUGGCGCCUUUGCAAUUAAGCUUGCCCAGCUCUCCAACAUCCAUCCCCUCAUCGUGGUAGCAGGCAAGGGCGCCACGUUCAUUGAGGGCCUGAUUGACCGUAAGAAGGGUGACACGAUCAUCGACUACCGCGAAGGCGAUGAAGCCGUGCGGAAGGCAAUCAAGGCAGCAUCCGAUAAACCAAUCUAUCAUGCUUUCGACGCCGUCGCCGAGAAAGGAAGCUACCACAAUAUUGCCGUGGUACUGACGGUGCCCGCCAAGAUCGCCUCUGCUCUACCUAUUAAAGAGAAGCUUCCCGAGGGCAUUUCUCAUAAACCAACCAUGGUUAACAGAGUUCACAUGCCACCUGCGGAGGGGACUGCGAUUGGCAACCGUGAGUUUGCCAUGGCUUUUUAUCGGUUCUUUGGUCGUGGUCUGGACCAGGGGUGGUUCACGGGGCACCCGUUCGAGGUCCGUCCGGGUGGCUUGCAAGGUCUCCAGGGGGCAUUGCUUGAUCUGAAAUCCGGCAAAGCUUCGGCAGUGAAGUAUGUGGUUCGUAUUAGUGAGACUGACUAA